CCUACAUCAGCAGCGCCAAGCGGCCACCGCGGCCAAGAAGAGCCUCCGCGCCAACCUCCACGAACCCACCCUCCCUACCCUCGCCAUGGACAUCGGCUCGGUGCCUUCCCAGGACGAAGAUGCGGCGGCCGCCACGCCGCGGGAGGCCACCCUGGGCCGCCACCUCGCGCGCCGCCUGGCCGAGGUGGGCGCACGCGACGUCUUCGCCGUGCCGGGGGACUUCAACCUGACGCUCCUCGACGAGCUCGAGGCCGAGCAGCCGUCCGGCGGCGGGGUGCGGCUCGUCGGGUGCUGCAACGAGCUGAACGCCGCCUACGCCGCCGACGGCUACGCCCGCGCGCGCGCAGGCGGCGUCGGCGCCUGCGUGGUCACCUUCACCGUCGGAGCGCUCAGCGCCAUCAACGCCGUCGCCGGCGCUUUCAGCGAGAACCUCCCCGUCGUCUGCAUCUCCGGGGGCCCCAACAGCAACGACUACGGCAGCAACCGGAUCCUGCACCACACCAUCGGCCUCCCCGAUUUCUCGCAGGAGCUCCGGUGCUUCCAGAACGUCACCUGCUACCAGGCAGUGGUGAACAACUUGGAGGAUGCACAUGAACAGAUUGACACUGCCAUCUCCACUGCACUGAAGGAGAGCAAACCUGUUUACAUCAGCAUCUGCUGCGACCUCCCUUCAAUCCCUCAUCCCACAUUUGGCCACCAUCCUGUCCCUUUCUUUCUCUCCCCAAGACUGUCAAACCAGAUGAGCCUGGAAGCAGCGGUGGAAGCCGCUGCGGCUUUCUUGAACAAAUCGGUCAAGCCGGUCCUUAUUGGCGGAGCAAAGAUGAGGGUGGCCAAAGCGCGCAAAGCCUUCGUAGAGCUGGCCGAUGCAUGCGGUUAUCCGUUCGCGGUGAUGCCUUCUGCCAAGGGGCUUGUGCCAGAGCACCACCCUAGAUUCAUCGGCACAUACUGGGGUAUUGUGAGCACUCCAUUCUGUGGAGAGAUUGUGGAGUCAGCUGAUGCCUAUUUGUUUGCUGGCCCGAUGUUUAACGACCACACCUCGGUUGGAUACUCACUUCUACUCAACAAGGAGAAGGCCAUCAUUGUCCAGCCGGAUCGAGUCGUGAUUGGGAAUGGGCCUGCAUUUGGGUGUGUUCUGAUGAAGGACUUCCUGCGUGCACUUGCUACCCAGCUCAAGAAGAACACGGCUGCGUGCGAGAUCCAUAGCCGGAUUUUUGUGCCUGAGGGCGAACCCCGUCCCUCUGAGCCUGGAGAGCCUUUGAGAGUGAAUGUAUUUUUCAAGCAUAUUCAGAAAAUGUUGUCUGGCAACUCGGCUGUUAUAGCAGAGACUGGGGACUCAUGGUUUAACUGCCAGAAGCUAAAACUACCAGAAGGCUGUGGGUAUGAAUGCCAGCUGCAAUAUGGAUCAAUUGGCUGGUCGGUCGGGGCUACUCUGGGAUAUGCGCAGGCUUCUAAGGAUAAGCGAGUCAUUUCCCUCAUUGGAGAUGGCAGCUUUCAGGUGACGGCACAGGAAGUGUCGACGAUGCUCCGGUGGGGACAGAACAACAUUAUCUUUCUCAUAAACAAUGGGGGCUACACCAUCGAGGUGAAGAUCCAUGACGGUCCUUACAACGUCAUCAAGAACUGGAACUACACCAGCUUGGUGGAAGCAUUCCAUAAUGGCGAGGGCAAAUGCUAUACUGCAAAGGUUCGAACGGAGGAGGAACUGGAGGAAGCAAUUGAGGCAUCCCUAGGACCUCACAAGGACAGCCUGUGCUUUAUAGAGGUAAUUGUGCACAAGGAUGACACCAGUAAGGAGCUCCUUGUGUGGGGAGCUAGGCUUUUCGCCGCAAAUAACCGCCCGCCGAAUCCUCAGUGAACGCACCGGGUCUCUACAAGAUGCUCAUCCAGCUUAACGAGGUCAUCUGAAAGUUCAGAUGUGCUGAACUCUGAAUAAACCCUCCAUUUGAGUCCAUUGCUGCCGCAGGUGCUCAUGGUUACUGUACGUAGGUGUUCUCAGUUCAGGAACUGGUACUUGUAUCACCUAAAUAAAUCUGAAAUCGAUGCUGUGGCCAGCUAAA
Molecule: messenger RNA, 2057 nt
Organism: Aegilops tauschii subsp. strangulata
Lineage: Eukaryota; Viridiplantae; Streptophyta; Magnoliopsida; Poales; Poaceae
Product: pyruvate decarboxylase 1-like
Cellular component (GO): cytosol
Molecular function (GO): magnesium ion binding; thiamine pyrophosphate binding; pyruvate decarboxylase activity
Source: RefSeq, a predicted model, not a curated record